Messenger RNA from Engraulis encrasicolus (European anchovy), 2517 nucleotides. RefSeq names its product acidic (leucine-rich) nuclear phosphoprotein 32 family, member A (gene anp32a). Gene Ontology annotation, biological process: regulation of apoptotic process. The record is from RefSeq and is a predicted model, not a curated record. Gene Ontology annotation, cellular component: nucleus. Lineage: Eukaryota; Metazoa; Chordata; Actinopteri; Clupeiformes; Engraulidae. The transcript has 7 exons. Gene Ontology annotation, molecular function: histone binding. Bases 1004 to 1774 code for a protein of 256 amino acids.
AAGAUGGCGCCGCGCUGCAUCAGGUGACCUUGUUUUCCUAUUUUUUCUUCGUGGCCAAUGUUGGUACAGAAAUGCGGAAGUGAAUGUCCUCUCGACAGUACAUUGGUUUAUUUGAACUUCGAAAGGGGACAACGUUGCCCGCUAUUGGCGUGGGUGAUGUGGCAGUCAAAUCCAUCAGACUUUUUGCAACCACGUCUGAGUUUUAGUGGUUGCUGUAUCAAAGUGAUGUGUCGACGUGAAAAUAGCAGGCUAUGUCGGAGCUGUUUGUUGAGGUGACCAUGGUUAAUAUGUUACCGUGCUCAACAGAAGCUGCUCACGGUGUUCUGUUAUGAUUGCUGCGCGCCGUUUCAUGUGGCAUUAACAGGCUACGCAGACCUAAUCGAAUUGCAUGUCCAGCAAGGCCUCCACGCUGUUAUGGUAUAUGAACAGCUGAAGAGUGAUUGGCUAGUACACCGAACACUACUAGAAUCGAAUAGCUGGUCCGUAAUCGAGGAAGGCUAUGGUGGAUGGCGUCGCCUUUAUUCAUGGUCGACCCAUUCCAAACACAGAUCUCUAAAGUGUGAGAUCAAGAAUUUGUUGUUUUUGGUGAAGUAUAUGUACAUCUCAGAGUGAAGUGACACAGACAAGCAGGGUUGGCUCAAUGGCUUUGUUUAUUUCAUAUUUUAAUAGUCAAGUGUUCAUUUAGUUUGAUGAUCAAUAUAUCCCAAUCAUCGUGAUAGACUACCGUGGGCCUUGAACCUAGCAGCGGACCAACCAAACCCCACCCAAUUCCAAAUGUUUCACUCAUUGGUAGAGGGAGUCGUUGAUGGUAUGUUCGCUUUCUAUAGGGCUCGUGCAAUUGGUUAGUGGUGACGACAAUCCCACACCCAACUCCCACCUACCGAGAGAUCAAGUUUGGGAGACUUGCAGGAGCUAGUGAAGGGGGGUUAUAGCUGCAUGCAGCCGAGACUCAAGUCCAACUGCGCCCAUUGGGUUACUAAAUCAGUAAUCUAGGUCUCUCAAGAUGGAUAUGAAGAAAAGAAUUCACCUGGAGUUGCGGAAUCGAACGCCGUCAGACGUCAAAGAACUUGUGCUCGAUAACUGCCGGUCAAACGAAGGUAAAAUCGAGGGCUUAACAGAUGAGUUUGAAGAGCUUGAAUUCUUAAGCACAAUCAACGUUGGCCUAACCUCUGUCGCCAAUCUACCAAAACUAAACAAACUUAAAAAGCUCGAGCUCAGCGACAACAGAAUCUCGGGAGGUUUGGAGGUACUAUCUGAGAAAUGCCCGAACCUGACGCAUCUCAACCUCAGCGGCAACAAAAUCAAAGACCUCAGUACCAUCGAGCCCCUGAAAAAACUGGAAAGCCUUAAAAGCUUAGACCUCUUCAAUUGCGAGGUGACAAACCUGAACGACUACAGGGACAACGUGUUCAAGCUGCUCCCUCAGUUAACGUAUUUAGAUGGAUAUGACAAGGACGACAAGGAGGCGCCUGACUCUGAUGCAGAGGCCUAUGUAGAGGGCCUGGAUGACGAUGACGAUGACGACGAUGAUGAGGUAGAUGAGGAGGACUACGAUGAAGAUGCAGCACCAGGCGACGAUGAUGAAGAGGAUGUAGAUGAGGAUGACGAGGAUGAAGAUGGAGAGGAGGGAGAAGAGGAAGAUGAUGUCAGCGGAGAGGAAGAGGAGGAUGAGUUAAAUGACGGUGAGGUGGAUGAUGACGAGGAUGAAGAAGAGGAACGGGGUCAGAAAAGGAAAAGGGAUCUGGACGAGGAGGGAGAAGAGGACGACGACUGAGGCUGUUAUUAAGGAACCACCCCCCACCCCCCCACCUUUAUUGUCAUCCAACUAUUUUAACCCUUUACGUGUUUGUCACAAGAGUCACACUGUUUUGUUGCCAUGGCAGAGGGAGAUAUGAAGAUGGCGUGGGAUUAGUUGUGAAAACGGGGAUCAUUUUUUUCCCCCUCUUCUCUUACCUUGAAACAGUCGCUUCUGUUUAUUCCAUUCCACCUCAAAGGUGGUUUUGGAAUAUAUUUUGUUUGUUUAUUUUUUAAACCUUGUUUAAAAAAACAAACCUCACCCACUAUGUUAAGUUUUCAUUAUCAAUGCCUAAAAAUGUGUAUACUGUUUUCUGGUGGUGAUAUUUAAGAUUAAAAAAAUCACAUUUUUUAAAAUGGUGCAUGUCUGAAUAUUUUAAAAGCUGACUACUGGAUUUUAAUGAGGUCUUUUCUUAUCCACUCUUCUCAUUGUCUUUUAUUUUUGUGUGGUUUUGAGUUCUUUUGAUGUCAUCAUGUAUGUGUGUACAUUACACGAGCGCAUACAUGUUAUCACCUUCAAAUGUGAUUUUCUGUUUUAUUGGAUUUUUUUGAGGUCAAUGUCUGCCCUUGUCAGAUGCAGUCCUAAGCAUGGAUAGUCAAUAGAUUUCAUGUUCUUUGUAAAUAAUGACCAAAUAUAUUUUUUUCUAUUACCUUUGAUAAUGGCAGACAUUUAAGUCAUUUCUGUGUAUCCAUUAACUGUAAUAAAAUGGGAAAAACACGUCA